Molecule: messenger RNA, 1254 nt
Organism: Arabis nemorensis
Lineage: Eukaryota; Viridiplantae; Streptophyta; Magnoliopsida; Brassicales; Brassicaceae
Source: the annotation of a GenBank genome assembly
AUGGAUCAUCAUGAUACAGAGAAGAGAGUCACUACGAUGAUUGAUCACAGAAGGCUACACCAAUCUGGAUCAUCAACACUUUUCACCGCGUUUGCGAUCAGCUUCAUUACUCUAAUUGUGGUUACCACUUUGGUCCUAAUGUCUAAUUUCUCUAUGCAACCACAAAGAGAUUUCUCAGAAGUGAAGAUAGAGAUCAAGAGAGUGAUUCCACACUUACCUCUAAGCUCUGAGAAAGAAGGUAAAAGCAAUAAUCCGAUCAAGCAGGAGACACAAGUGAUGAUCACUUCUCCUAACCUGAACAUCAAAGUAAACGAGAAGCUCCAAGUUAUUGAGGUUUUCAGUGGGAAAAACUUGUCUGAGAAGUUUCAAACAAGGGUAAUAGAGUUCAUCGGUAAAGGAUGUGAAGUCAACUUCGUCAUGACAUGGAUUUCAUCUGUAGAGUUCUUCGGCAAUAGAGAGGUUUUCGCUAUCGAAAGUGUCUUUAAAUCUCAUCCUCGUGGUUGCUUGAUGAUCCUAUCUGCAACAAUGGAUUCUCCUCAAGGUUAUACAACAUUGAAGCCGUUUCUUGAUCGUGGUUACAAAGUUCUUGCAGUCACACCCGAUUUGCCUUUUCUACUCAAAGGAACCGCGGGAGAAUCGUGGCUCGAGGAAAUAAAGACCGGGAAAAGAGAUCCAGGCAAGAUUUCAUUAGCUCAGAAUCUCUCAAAUCUCAUGAGGCUUGCUUACUUGUACAAAUAUGGAGGUGUUUACUUAGACACAGACAUGAUUGUUCUGAAAAGUUUCAAAGGUCUAAGGAAUGUAAUUGGAGCUCAAACUCUUAAUCCUUCAUCGACAAAUUGGACGAGAUUGAACAACGCAGUGCUAAUAUUCGACAAGAAUCAUCCUCUCUUACUAAAAUUCAUCGAAGAAUUCGCUCAGACAUUCAAUGGAAACAUAUGGGGAUACAACGGACCAUACCUGGUUUCUCGAGUGGCUCGAGCCGUGGAAGGAUCCAGUGAGUAUAACUUCACCGUCAUGCGACCGUCUGUGUUCUAUCUUGUAAACUGGCUCGAGAUAGAGAAGUUCUUCAAAGUGCCUAAAACAGAGAAAGAUACGAAAUGGGUCAAAAUCAAGCUUGGUCAGAUGCAGAAGAGAAGCUAUGGGUUGCAUCUGUGGAAUAAAUUUAGCAAGAAAUUCGAAAUUGAACAAGGAAGUGCAAUGUGGAGAUUGGUAUCAGAUCAUUGCAUAAUUUGUGAAAUUGGUUCUGCAUCAUAA